Messenger RNA from Frankliniella occidentalis (western flower thrips), 4111 nucleotides. It is a transcript of the gene EMC1, whose product is annotated as ER membrane protein complex subunit 1. Bases 49 to 2772 code for a protein of 907 amino acids. Gene Ontology annotation, biological process: protein folding in endoplasmic reticulum. NCBI's taxonomy places the organism in Eukaryota, Metazoa, Arthropoda, Insecta, Thysanoptera, Thripidae. The record is from RefSeq and is a predicted model, not a curated record. The transcript is spliced from 16 exons. Gene Ontology annotation, cellular component: EMC complex. Gene Ontology annotation, molecular function: protein binding.
CUCGUUCCUUCAGUCCAGUGUGUAGUCUGUAGUCCGUCGUCCGUCAUCAUGAUGGCAAAUUAUUUAAAUGUGUAUAAUUUCAUCCCUCGAGUUUUACUUUUCCUCCUUAGUGUCUUAACGCUUUCUGAAUGUCUUUAUGAGGAUCAAGUUGGAAAAUUUGACUGGCAACAGAGUUUUAUUGGUGAUUUAAAGUUUGCAUUUGGAGAUGCGUCUGGGAAACGUGGAAUUGUUGCCACAGAAUUAAAUGUUGUAGCAGCUCUCAACCUCAAAACAGGCAAUAUACUAUGGCGUCAUGUACUAGAGAGGGAUGGAAAAAUUGAAUACAUGUCUAUGACCAGUAGUGGUGAAGCUAUUAUAGUUUCUCAAGGAAUCAAAUCACUUGUGCGUGCCUUUGAUCCUGUCACUGGGACACUCUCGUGGGAGUGGACUGUGCCCUCCUCGCUUCCUGUUAACAGGGUUUUAUGGGCUGUUUCCACCGACAAACUCUAUGCAGUAACAUUGAAUGAUGGUGUCGGUUUUGCUGUUCAACAAUUUAAUAUGAGAACUGGUGCUUUGAUUGGCAAAUGGCAAAAUACUGCACCUUGGGCUCAAAAGGACAGAUGUGGUCUUUCACGCGACAUCCUGGCGUGCUUCUCAGGAAAAAACCUCCACAACAUCAGAUUCUCACAAAGUGAUGUAAAACCUGUUACAUUAGAAUUGUCUCAGAGUAUUGCUCAACUGCAGCCUGUCAAAUCAGGGGACAAGCCUGGAGUAUUUGUAGACUUUGAAAGCACUGGUACGGUGAAGUCAAGCCAAGUUGUGUUCUUCGCUGAACAAGGGCAGUCCAAUGUGCAAUGUAAAACCCUAUCAUCUCCAGCCCAAUGGGUUACUUAUGAUUCAUCUCAGAAAUCUAAUGCUCUUCUCCAAUUCUCCCAGAAAAAUGAGGAGCUACAUGUCAUUGCAUCUGACUGUGUAUCUGGAAGGAAAUUAGAAGAUUUGUCUUUCUCUAUCCCCUGGCCCACUUCACUUCAACCUCAGCUUAAAACUGUUAUUUGCGGGCCUAACAAAGAUGAUUUAUCUUUGUGCCGUCUGCUCCUUCGUACCUCAGAUGAAGCAGUUACUCUUCUUCAAUAUAUCGGUAAGGUGUUGUGGGUCCGAGAGGAAGCUUUGGCAUCUGUAGUAGCUGCAGAGAUGAUGGAUCUCCCUGUUUCUGACAAGGAUGCUGCAAUAGAAAAGGAGUUUGACAGCAAAGAAGGGGAUUAUUCAGCUCUUGCUGGCUUGUUGGGAAUGUUUGGGAGACGCCUUGUAAGCCAAGCCUUGCAACUGCAACACCUAGUGCAAGCUGUUCUUGGACUUCAUGAACCCCACCAGCCUUCUGGUCAACGAGCAGACCUUGUUCGUGAUGAUUUUGGCUUGCAUAAAAUGAUAGUUCUUGCUACCAAGGCAGGAAAGCUAUUUGGGCUAGACAACUUUAAUGGUGAGAUUGUAUGGCAAAAAAUGUUGUUGAAUGUAGACACUAGUUCUAUGCAACUUUUUGUUCAAAGAACAACACGACAUGGACCUUACCCAGCGCAGUGCUCUUUGUUACUGAAGGAUAAAGACUCUAAGGAAAGUGUACUUUAUACUUUUGACCCAAUGACUGGUUUGGGUAAUAGGAAAAACUUGGGCUAUCGAGCUCUGCAGACCAUGCUGCUUCCAGUAAUGGAUGCUGAAUCAUUGCGACCUAUUCUGCUUCUUGACUCUUCUGAAAAAGUGCACAUUGAACCUCGAUCAGCUAUAUCCUUGGCUGACUCAUUUGCAUCAUCUCUUUACAUUUAUGUUGCUGAUCCUGCAACUGGAGUAGUUAGAGGGUACACCUUUGCUCAAUCAACUUCUGAGAGACUUGUUGCUGCUAGAGUGUGGGAGGUAGUUUUCCAGCCAGAAUCUCAAACCUUGGUGAAUGUGGUUGGUAAGAAUCCCCAAGAAAGAGUUCAUUCACAAGGUCGCGUAUUAGGAGACCGUAGCGUACUCUACAAGUAUGUUAAUCCAAAUCUAGUUGCUGUUGUAACCCAAGGAACUGAUACCCUUCACAAAUUUGUUCUAAAUGUUUAUCUUUUGGAUGCUGUCUCUGGAGCUAUAGUAUUCUCAAUUUCUCAUAAAAGAGCCCGGGAACCUAUUCAUUUGGUGCAUACCGAAAAUUGGGUUGUGUACACUUACUUCAGUGAAAAAUGGAGGCGCACAGAAAUAGCUUCAAUUGAGUUGUAUGAAGGCAAAACUCAAAGCAAUUCAGGAUCUUUCUCCUCCCUUAUUGCUCCCCCUCAACCAUUGGUUGAGCGCCAGUCAUAUAUUCUUCCUGCAGUAGUUCAGGCUAUGAAACCUACUGUGACAGAGAAAGGUAUCACCAGCAGGCAUGUCCUGGUUGGACUUGCUACUGGUGCAGUGCUCGAGCUUCCCUGGAUGUUCCUUGACCCUAGACGACCUGUCACUGUAACACCUGAGAUGCGAGAGGAAGGUGUCAUACCUUACAUGCCUGAGUUGCCAAUUCCUCCUGAAUCCAUUAUAAACUACAACAAAUCUCUACCCCUCAUAAGUGGUAUACAUACAGCUCCUAGUGGAUUAGAAAGCACAUCACUUGUCCUUGUAUAUGGACUAGAUCUCUUUUACACAAGAGUAGCACCAUCAAAGACUUUUGAUCUCUUAAAAGAAGACUUUGAUCCAUUCCUUAUUUCAAUGGUUCUUGUUGGACUUGGGUUGGCAUCUUAUACGACUAAGCGUCUAGCUUCAAGGAAAGCUUUAAAGCAAGCAUGGAAAUGAUGAUUUAUUUGUUAAAACAAUAUUUAUUUCAUUUAUGUGUAUGUAUUGGAUCUCUGUGAUACCAUUAUGCUUCAAAUAUGACAUUUUCUAUUGCAACAUUUUGAGGACUGUUUUUCUUUUAGUGUCAGACAAGAAUACAAUUUUUCAAUUUCAAAACUCUAAACUGAGUGCUAAUGACUCUCAAGAACUGUACUUUCAGCCCCUUUUUCUGCUGAGAAUGGGAGGGGCAAUUACCACACCUUUGAUUUAUGUUGUAUCUUGUAGUAAGUUGGUUUCCUAGCAGAUAAGCUUUAAUCAAUCUUUGCUAGUUGAAUCCCAAAUUACCAUCCUAAUGGUAAAGAAAAUAUUCUACUGGGUGUUAUGCAGUAUGUAUGCUGUUUUCCAAGUUGUAUGAAAGACUUCUUAUCUUCGUCUAUUUUUGGUCCAAAGGGUAAAUUACUGGAAUUUUGUACUUUUUUGUGUGAACUCAUCUUUUGAGAUAAAAUCAUACCUAUAAGGACUGAUAUUUAAAACUAUCAAAGGCACUAAUUGCUUGGUUUUGUUUCUGUUUAGGGUGAGGAAUAUACAGACAUUUUAUUGCUAGUCUAGUUAUUUGUUGUUUCUCAUUUAAAAUAAAAAUUUUCUUUGUUGUCAUCACCAAGAUCCUUACAAUACAUGUAUUCAAACCUUUAUUAGCUGUGUUAAAAGGCCCCCCGCAAAAAGCACAUAAAUUUUUAUUAUCAAAUUUAUACUUUUCCUAAAAUUUGUAAGAGCUAUCUUGUGUUCUAGUCUUAACAGCUUUCAUCAGUACAAUCCUGAAACUCAUAAUGUGCAUCUAUCUUCAUCUUUAGCUGAAUUAUGGGACCCAUCUUAUGAGGUGUAUAUUAUAAGGGCGUUGAUUAAAGUAGGUAAUUGCUUCAUUUGUUGCAAUUAGAUUGAUUAUGGCAUAUUUUUAAGAAAUGAGUACUGAAGAAAUGUGUUCUGUAGAAUUGUAGAAUCCUGAUUCGUUGGUUUUCUCAACUUUUGCACAUGUAAUUUGUAUAUUAGCUCCAUUCCCUCAAUACAUAUUUCAAUCAGUGGGAAAUCAAUUCCUUGUGACGUUUUCCAAAGUACAUCCUGUUGUUGUGUUGUUGAAUCGGAGUAGUUACCUGAUGAUUGAUAAUCCUGUUGGAACUGCUAUAGUAUUGGUAAAAGCAGAGUGUUUUUAUUACACUAGAUUAAUACAAUGUGAACGUAAUGUCAUACUUCAAUCUGAUUUUAUGAGAUUACAGAACAAGUGUGGUGUUUUGGUAUUUAGAAUACAAAUUGUGCAUUGAUUUUAUCGAUGAAUAAAUUUUAUCUUCUACAAAUUGUUUUUAAA